This is a messenger RNA of Zophobas morio, 3065 nucleotides long. RefSeq lists its product as uncharacterized. The transcript has 4 exons. The coding region runs from base 201 to 2186 and encodes 661 amino acids. Gene Ontology annotation, cellular component: endoplasmic reticulum membrane; nuclear inner membrane. Gene Ontology annotation, biological process: cholesterol biosynthetic process. The record is from RefSeq and is a predicted model, not a curated record. Lineage: Eukaryota; Metazoa; Arthropoda; Insecta; Coleoptera; Tenebrionidae. Gene Ontology annotation, molecular function: Delta14-sterol reductase activity.
CUUAAAAUUUUCCUUGUACUGACAUUUCACAACGAACCAAUCAGAAAGUUUAUUUCGAAUAGAAGCUUGUUUUGUAAUCGAGCAAGCGUCGCGUCGGUCUGUGACGGCGUCCUUUAAGUGUAAACAAUAUUAAAAUUCAUUUUUACAGUUAAAAGUGUCAUAUAUUUUACGCGAAAAGGAAUUCAUUUAAAGAUAUAAAAAUGGUACUUAAUAAGUCGAAAGGAGCUGCCAAAAAUCAAGUUCCAGUAAAAACCGAAACGUCUGAGACAUCAGCGUCGUCGAAAGUAAAAGGAACAACCUCAAAAAGCCCUGGACGAUCAAAUAGCCCUGGAAGGACAAGAAGUCCAGCAAGGACCAGAAGUCCAGCCAGAACAAGAAGUCCGUCAAGAAAGAGCCCGUCAAGAACCAAAAAAGACGUCUCCCCGCCUCCUUUGCGAUCGUCUACGCCCAAAAUUGCAGUGCCCAAAGCUCGUAGUCCUAUCAGGAAAAGUCCUAGUAGGAAAUCCCCAACGAGAGCAACUAAAAUUACAAAAAGUGCGGAAACUUAUUUCACUGAACGAGUACAGAGGCCAAGAAGAACUCGAUUAGAUAUUGAAUCAGAUUCUGAUACUCCUGAUGGAGAAUUACUGGGGUUAUCUGAAAAACCACAAGCUGCGGUUAAAGGGCGGGCCCGGCGACUGGAAAUUCAAGUGGAGAAGAUGAAACUUGCUUCUUCCGAGACAGUUGAACCAAGAACAUUUAAUCUGAUCAAGCGCGUAACUAAGAGCGUUACUCAGAAUUCACAAAAUCGUGAAGUUGAAAGAGUUGUGCAUUUAAAGCAUUUUGAUAAUGUGGCCCAAAAAUUGGGGGAAUUUUCUGAUGAAGAUGAAACUGUUGAGUUUAGAAAGUCAGUGUCUGUUGAGAGAGGUGGUGAAUUUAAACAGAUCACUGAAUUUGGAGGUCCAUGGGGUGCCUUAUUUUAUACUAUUGUAGCUCCUGUUAGCGCUAUUGCUCUUUACGCAGUUUGUAAUGAGAACCAGUGCUCGUUUGUUAAAGUUCCGGAUUAUAGGAAGUAUUUAUUGCCAUCAACUUAUUUUGAUUUGUUUUCAAUAUUGGGUUUUAUUGGUUAUGUUGUACUUUUGGCUCUCCUUUCUGUUAUACCUUUUGGUGGUAAACAAUUGUCAGGAAUGCCUACAAAGCAGGGAAAGUUUACUUAUGUUAUGAAUGGACUUUUCUCGUGUUUUGUUAUAACAACCAUUGCAGUACUAUUGAAAUUGAGAAGUAUAUCAAUAAGUGAAUUUAUUGUUAAACAUUUGUUUCAUCUGUUAAUUGCAUCUAUGUUGUUUGGGGUAUUACUUUCUAUAUAUGCAUACAUACGAAGUUUUUAUGUGUCUUUCAUAUCACUUAAUGCACACGUUGUUGGCAGAAAUAAAAUAUAUGGAUUUUUUAUGGGCAGGGAACUGAAUCCGCGAGCAUUUGGUUUACUGGAUUUAAAAAUGUAUUCGUUACGAUUGGCCUUCAUAGGAGCAAUACUUCUGGAUUUUGCAUAUUUGUAUAGAAGCGUAAAUUGGACAUCAUUCUCUCCAAAUGCUUUUGAUUUAAAGUCAUUGAAUAUCAACGUAACGUUGUUUGUUCUUGUAUUUUUACACACAGUUUACUAUUUGGACGUUUUAAUUCAUGAACCUGCAUUUGUAACUUCUUUUGAGAUCCAGUAUGAAGGUUUUGGGUACAUGUCAGGACUUGGUUAUCUGAUUUAUCCCUUUUUUAUGUCUGCUGUUACAAAAUACGUAUCUGAUUACAACAUCAAUCUACCUAUUUGGAGAUUGAUUUUAAUUUCUGUUGUGUUUAUUUUCGGAUAUAUAAUAUUUAGAGGAAGUAACAAUCAAAAAGACGCUUUCAGAAAAAAUCCGUAUAACCCUGCUUUAUCACAUCUGGAAACUAUACCAACAACCAAAGGGAAAAAACUGAUUUGUUCUGGAUUUUGGGGUGUUGUGCGCCACCCCAAUUACGUGGGCGAUAUUUUAAUGAACCUCUGUUUUAUACCUUUUGCACCUGAUGUACCACCAGUCAUAUGCUCGAUUUUAAUUACGCUAUUUCUUAUUCAUCGUUCAGUCAGAGAUAACGUAAGAUGCAAAGAAAAAUACGGAGCGGCGUGGGACAGGUACUGCAACAAAGUAAAAUACGUACUGUUACCAAAAGUUUAUUAGCUUCUGUAUUAGUUUUACAUGUGCUCUGGAAUGUUUUAUGUAUAUAACAUUUUUUCUGUUAAUCUAAUAUUUGCCUGAUCAAAGUUGUGUUCAGAACUUUUUUUAUUUAAUGAUGCUUAUGACGUUUGCUUUUAUCACAAUUUAUAUGAUUUUAUUAAGGUGUGGCUACAUAAAAAGCACCUUUUUCUCUGAACACCCAUAAUUGGGAGUAUUUUUAAUCUCGAAAGAAAUAAAGUCUCAAGUGAUGCAUGGUCUAAUCAGAAUUUUGUGUGUAAUAUUUACGCAUCGUUUUUAUGGACGAUAAGAAUUUUUUUGGUAAUAUUGUUUGGAAAAGCUGGUAAGCAAAUAGUUCUUGUUUUCCAUAAAAAUAUCUGAGUGGAAAAGAAAUUGAAAAUUUCAUAAAUCGCAUCACCUUAAAUGUAAGUUACUGGGUAGUUUUACGUAGUUAUUUUAGUUUUGUCCUUCAGUGUGUGAGUUUUUUUUAAUAUGCGCCAUACUGUUGUAAAAGUUGGUUAAUAUCAAUGACAAUUAAAGUACAAACUUGUGUCAAGACAUCAUACCAAAUUUUAUUAUAGUCAUAGUAUACAUUUUGCUCUCUGCCUUUAUAGCGUCCGCAUAUUAUUGUUUUCAGCACGAUAUUGUGAUCUCGUAAUUACUUUGUGCAAUGUACCUUUUGAAAAGCUUAUUUGAAGGAGAAAAAUUUUACAGUUUAUAUCAUGCAGUUUUAUUAAUGUAUUAAUUUAUAUAUAAUUUAAAUUGAUUGCAGACAAUCUAUUAAAUUCAUCCUCUUUUUUUUUUAAUAGGCUUGAAAAAGUAAAACCAAAAAUUUUAAGAAAAUUGUAUUUUUAUAUUGAAAUAAUAUUUGUAUCAAGUGUCUUU